AUGGAAACGUUCAGAUUCCAACUAUCUUUGGAUCAGAUGCGGAUGGUGGCUGAUGAAGGUGUCCGUCUUGCGAAUCUCUGCAGUACUCGGAUGGGUCGAGCGCAACAAAUGUGUAAAGAACGAGCUGACGCCGUAAUGGCUAUCGAUUCGUUCCUGAGAAACACAUCCGAUAUGGAUCGAAAGAUUAAAGACCUUAAUAGACAGGUGGAUAAGCUCGUACGAUUCUGCAAUCAAGCGGAACAGGCAAUGACGCACUUGGAAGCAUUGGCCACUGUGGUCAGAACCGAAGAAGAGGUCGGACCUUAA
Molecule: messenger RNA, 306 nt
Organism: Cooperia oncophora
Lineage: Eukaryota; Metazoa; Nematoda; Chromadorea; Rhabditida; Trichostrongylidae
Source: the annotation of a GenBank genome assembly